Messenger RNA from Xenia sp. Carnegie-2017, 5044 nucleotides. RefSeq names its product ninein-like protein. The record is from RefSeq and is a predicted model, not a curated record. Gene Ontology annotation, molecular function: calcium ion binding. NCBI's taxonomy places the organism in Eukaryota, Metazoa, Cnidaria, Anthozoa, Malacalcyonacea, Xeniidae. The coding region runs from base 174 to 4664 and encodes 1496 amino acids. Gene Ontology annotation, biological process: microtubule anchoring at centrosome. The transcript has 25 exons. Gene Ontology annotation, cellular component: centrosome.
ACUUAGUUACAUGAUAAUCAUGGAAUGCAUUAAUGAUGACUAAAGGACAGGUACUCGGAGAUGAACAAAAAGCUUAAAGACAAACAGUUCUUUUAGAAAAAACUCAUGAAAAAUUCAGUUGAGAACUUCAAAUCUGUAUCCUGAAGCCUUUGUUCAAAUUGGAGUCGGCUGAUAUGGAAGAAGACCAGGAUAUUUACGUGGCCCAACUUCGCGAGGUAUUUGAUAGCUGUGAUGUGCAAGGGAAUGGUUUCUUGAAUGAACAAGGUUUGAUCAAUUUGUGUGAAAAAUUGCAACUUCAAGAUCAAAUCCCACAACUUUUGUCUCAGUUGCUGGGCAACAAAAAGGAUAGAGAGGUGAACUUUGCAGAUUUUAAAGAGGGUUUUGUUGUGGUUCUGUCUCAUGUUAUCGAUGAUCUUGAUAUUUCUAGUAGUGAGGAAGGACCUGCACAAGAAAGUGAAGUUCCACCAAAGAUUGUUGUAAAUGAGAAGAGAUAUGGAAGAAGAUCUCGACCAGUUGACUUACAGUGUCAUGAUGAAGAUUUAACACAAGAUGAAGCUGAUGUUGAAAGCAUCACUUGUAGUCAGCCAAAAAGUCCAAACAUAAAACCAAGUGUGGAAAAGCAUCGAAAACUUGAAAAUAACCACCAAAGUAACAAACAGCAUCGUAGUCAUGCAGACAAUCAGAAGCUACAAAAAAGAAAGUCCCCCAAAAAUGUAGAGUCAAUCAAUAGUAGACAGGAUUCAGUAAGUAGUAAAAGAUUUGUAGCUUCAUCAAAUGAAGGGAUUGUUGAAGGAAGUGAUGAAAUUAGUAACAAUAUGAAACAAUGGACCAAUGAACAUUCAAACUUUGCAGCACCAAAUGAAGAGCAGCAACUUAAGCAAAUAUGGAGUGAUGUUAAUGUAGGAGCAAAUGGAUUUCUUGACAAGAAUGAGCUUUCUGUUGUUUGUGAACACAUUGGAAUGGAAAACAUGGAGGAAGAAGAGCUAUCUCUUCUGUUUGAUGAACUUGAUGAAAAUCGUGAUGGUCAAGUUAGUUUUGAAGAGUUUCUUCAUGGUUUGUUUAUAGCAAGAGACAAGAGUCAUGAAUCUGAUCCAAGUUAUUCCGAGGGAUUAAUUCAUAGUUUUGAUGAUAGCAAUGUUGCUUUACAACCUGGAGAUUUACCAUUAACGUCAACUUUAUCAAAACCAUUGCAGCCUGUUGGAGGAAGCUUGUUUAGCCUUCUUGAUCCACUGAAUACUGGAUUCGCGAAAGUUGAAAAUGUUCGUGAACUGUGGAUUUCUCAAGAAAACACAGAGGCUUUGCACAUAUUAGAGAACAUGGAAAUUGACAGUGAAGAAAAAGUUAAUUUGUUGCAGCUAGCGGCCAAUCUGGAGUCUGUUGUAGUCAACAAAAGUGAUUCUGUUUGCCAAGCUAUUAUUAGUAUUUUUAAACAUGAACUUUCUUAUCUGAGAAACCAAGAGGAAGCUUCGAAGAUUGAAAAAGACAAAUUACUAGAAAAUUGUAGAAAUCUGGCAAAUGAAAAAUCGUCUUUGAUUCGAGAAAGCGAGGAAAACACACGUCAAUUGGAGAUGCAGUUUGCUCUUAAAAUCAAAGAACAAGAAGAGGCUACUAAAGAAAAAAUACAACAAUUCCAGCAAAAGACUAGCGAUGAGCAUGAGAAAGCUGUUACCAUUUAUUCCAAAAAAAUUCUAGAGUUGGAAGGGGAACUAAAGCAGUAUAAAUCUUUUGAGUCACGUGUAAAACAAGAGAUUGGAGAAAAAGUAGAAGAAAUUGGUCGACUAAACAGCACCCUUAAUGAAACACAGGAUAUCGUAGAAGAAAACGAGCGUAUACGCUCAAGAUUAGAGAAAGAAAUUGAAAAAUCCUCGGGUCUGACAAAGAAGCUUGCGGAGGUGGUGAACGAACGAGACAAUUUGAAAGUGCUACAAAGUCAGAAUGCUAGUAGAGGAAUAGAAGAGAUAGAAGCCAUAAAUAGACAACUGCGAGACGAGAACGAUGAACUUAAGAAUGAGGUCGAAAUAUUGAAAUCUCAGGCAAAAUCAAAUGUGAAGCGCAACCGAAGUCAUCGUAGACGGACCACUGACCGGAUUACUCGCGUGGGCUCAGUUCUCUCCGACUACACGAAACCUCUUAUAAUAAAACGAAACAAGGAUGGAUUGACUUCAUCGGAUGAAUCUGACGUAAUUGAUGGCAAGUCGUCUGUCGUAAGGGUCAGCGGUGAUGGAGGGUCAAACGGAGAGGAGCAAAAUGCUGCUGUUGAUAGCGAGCACAAAAAAACGAUUGAAGAACUUGGCCAGCAAUUAAAUGAAAGCGAGAGAAAAUUAAAAAAUAUUGAGACUACUGUAAUACUUCAGGAACAAAACAUCAAGUCAAAAGAUGGAUUAAUUACAAAACAAAAAACGUCAAUUGAAAAGCUGAAGAAUGAUUUGCAAGAAAAAAAUUCGGUUUUGCUUGAGAAAUCUGAACUGAUAGGGAAAUUACAAAAAGAUGUGGAACAUUUUACGAGACAACGCGACGAAGAAGUAAAUCUACGUGAAGAUUUAGAACAAAAAAAUAUUUCUACGGCACGUGAUUAUGAAAGGACAAUCGCAAAUUUAAAACUUGAGAUCGAAUCAAUGCAACGUGUUAAUAACUCUGAAAACAAUGACAUGAAGGAAAGAUUUGACAAAGAACUAGGAAACUUGACGUCACAGUUUACCAUUGAAAUGGAUCAAUUACAGCAAAGAUUGAGUCGUGAAAAAGAUGAGUUGGAGCUUGAUUUAACAACGAAGUAUAAGGCUCUAGAGGAACAGUAUGAGGGAGCGCUCGAGACAAUCAAGGAUAAUAAGGAUACUUUUCAUCAUGAAAAACAACAAUUGCUUCAAACAGCAGAAAAAGAGAAAAAUGAUAUCAAAGUAGAAUGUGAAAAAAAAGCUGAAAUGCUAACAAAGAAUUACAAAAAUGAACAACAGAAAGUGAAACAACAACAACAUGAGGAAAUAAAGAAUCUCAAAGAUGUUAUAAAUACAUUACAUCAUGAUAAACAACAGUUGGAAUCUUUCUUUAAAAACGAGAAGAAUGAGAUUGAAAAACGGUUUGCUGCUGAAAAAGAUGAAAUUGUACAGGAAAAAUGCAAAUUAGAAAAGCGACAUGUUACUGAAAUAGAGCAACUGUCUGGUAUAAGUAGUGCUUACGAAGAACAACUUAAUCAGAAAUUGUUACGUGAAAAAAUGGAGCUUCAAGAACAUUUUUUAAGCGAAAAGUUGGCACUUAAAAAAGUGAUUGGAGAUUUAUACGUGGCAUUAAACGCAGAAGAAAAUGGCGUGAAGAGAAAGCUUCAAGAUGAUUUUUGUCGUCAUACGUCGUAUUUUCAAACGUUUAUGGAUGAAAAUGAGCUCAAUGAUGACAAAAUGAAGACGAGCAACAAGGACGAUCCUCAACAAGUAUUCAAUUUGCAAAGCGAAAUAAUAAAAAUACGUACACUCCACGAAUUUGCUGCAUCAAAGCUUUUGAAAACGUGGAAUGAAAAAGAUUUGUUGCUCAGUGAAGUGAAUAAAAAAGACGAUGAUAUUGAAUGUUUGCGUCUGCAAAUAAUUUCAUUAAAAGAUGAAGUUACAAACCUGACGAACGAUAAGAAAGUCGACACGGAAGAAGACUCGGUACGAGAAUAUUUUAAAGAAACUAUAAAGCAACUGCGUCUUGAAAAUCAGGAAAUGCUUCAUAAGAAAGUGGGUCUUGAUAGACGUGUGGAACAACUGGAACUAGAGAUUGAAACGUUGAAAACGCUUGAAAAUGACAACCUUACAACAAAAUUAAAUAACAUGAAAAAUGAAAAGCAAAAAAUCGUUUACAGAGCAGGAUCCUUGUCACAUAGAGAGCUGGUGAGAGAAAAUUGGAAUUUGAAGAGUGAGUUGAAUGAAGUACGAGACACAUUAUAUAAAAAAUAUAAGAAAAUGCAACUCACAGAAAAGGCUAGACAAGAACUUUACUCACUCGAGUCAACUGUCGAAGAAAUGGAAAAAGAAAAAAAGUCUUUAGAAAACUCUUUAUACCAAUUAAACAUAAAAAAUACAAAUUUACAAGAUGAAAUUUUGGAUCUUAGGCGUAGAAAUGACAACGACAAAAAAGAACUGAAAGAACAGAAAGAGCAGGUCAAACUUGUUCGUAUUGAAAUGAGCACUUUGCAAUCUGCAUGUAAUCGAGAUGUUGCUGAACUUAAGGAGCAGUUGAAUGGAGUAUUGCGUAAUAACGAACUUGAUCGAACUAUGAGAGAGAAAGUACUAAAUGAUGCAAAAGUUGAAGUACUUGCGUUGAACGAAAAGCUUGAAGAGAAAGCAAAGAAAUGUCGAGAUCUGGAAGACAUGAGAAUUUCCAUGGAAGAAAAAGUCCGAAAUAUGGAUCGUUAUAAACGAGACAUUGAACUUCGACUGAAGAAAGCACAGAAUUCUGUAGAUGAACAUGUGAUUGAACUCAAUAAACAAUUGGAUGAACAUCGUUUGCAAAGUUUAAGAAGAGACAAUUUAAUCCAGGAGCUUUACGUUGAGAAUGCAAAAUUGACAAAAACGUUGCAGGAAAGCGAAGCCAUGCAGAAGAAAGCAGAGAAAAGUAAUAGACAACUUACGGAACAGAAACGUGCAUUACAGAGAAUUAUUUCCAAACUUUGUGGUGCAAAUGCUCUUGCUUGAUCAACGAUUGUAUAACAUUUAAGAUAUGUUGCCAUGCAGGAAUAUUUGAUACUGGAGUAACGUAAUCUUUUACUCACGGCAUAUGUCAAAUGCCCAUUAGAACAUACACGACAUUCAAUAGUUUCCAGGCUUUCUUGCUGUGGAAUUCCAUUUAUUGCAUUCCAUUCAAAUGAACACAACAGAUAAGUAGUGUACUCUAUAAAUUGGGGUUGAAAUAUAACGACAUCAUCAUCCCCUAAGCCAAGGUUCUUGUUGUAUGUAUGGCAAUGACAAUGAUUUUGUGUCUUUGUAUAUGUUGUGUAGUAUAAAUCUUAUAUAAAUCUUACGUAUAAAUCUUAUGUAUAAUAUAAAUCGUAUAAUAAACAGAAGAGCAAACCUGA